AUGUUCGCUCAGCAAGACGAGGAUAACGGGCGGCAAGCGCAAAAUGUUGCCGGUCGCCGACGGGCGCCAAUGCGCCGCCGUGUUCAUAAUGAUGAUGAGGAUUUCGUUGCUCAUUUGCAGAGAAUGGAAGACGAUGAAGGUGAUGAUGUUCCCGAUUUUGACGGGCUGCCUGAUGAAACUGAAGGCAUGGGCAAGAAGAAGCUGGCAAAAUUGCAAGCAAAGGCUGAAAAGAAGGCUGCGCGUGAGGCUGAAUUGGUCGAACGGGAAGAACGGAAGAAGCGUGAAGCUGAAAAGGAGAAAGAGCGGGAAGCUGAGAGGGAGAGGGAGCGCCUGGAAGAAGAAGCUGAAAAAGAACGCCUACGCAAAGUGAAGGAAGAAAGGGAGGCCCGAGAAUUGGAAGAAUACUUGAAGUUGAAAGAAUCUUUCGUUGUUUCUGAAGAAGGAUGCGAUGCCGUCGAAGGAGAAGAAGCGGAGAAUUUGAUCAUGAGAUUUAUUAAUUACAUCAAGGAGAAUAAGGUUGUCAAUAUGGAUGAACUUGGCGCCCAUUUCGGCUUGAAUGCAGAAGAAGCUGUUAAACGCGUUAAACAAUUCCUCGAAAAUGGAGAGUUAACGGGCGUGAUGGAUGAUCGCGGAAAGUUCAUCUACAUCACAGAAGAAGAGCUAGAAGCAGUGGCAAAGUUUGUCAACCAGCGUGGGCGUGUCACUAUUCCCGAAUUGGCCACUUAUAGCAACAGGCUUAUCCGACUGGAUGCUGAGGCGAAUGCGGCA
Messenger RNA from Mesorhabditis spiculigera, 768 nucleotides. The record is from the annotation of a GenBank genome assembly. Lineage: Eukaryota; Metazoa; Nematoda; Chromadorea; Rhabditida; Rhabditidae.